Messenger RNA from Gryllus bimaculatus (two-spotted cricket), 586 nucleotides. The record is from the annotation of a GenBank genome assembly. NCBI's taxonomy places the organism in Eukaryota, Metazoa, Arthropoda, Insecta, Orthoptera, Gryllidae.
CACCGGCGGCGAUUCUCAUCUUUUUAUUUAUCGGCGAUUGACUGCGUUUAUUAUUUUUUUCUGCGAACAGUGGACGUAAACUGUAGGCGUGACGUGCAGUGUGCAGUGAUUAGGUGUUGUGUGUGUUGCCGUGCAGUGAUACAAGUGCACGGAGACAAUUUUUCUUCUGCCUGUUUUUUUUCUUUUAUUUAUUUUUUUUUUCGUCGGAAGUAACAUCCGCGCGGUUUGUCGACUAUCCCUCUGACGACCCAGCACCGCCGCACAGGAGCAGUGUUCGACGGUUUGCACGGCGGCAGCCAUGGACAAAGACGCGGACGGCGCCCGGGGCGCGGACAAGCUGGGCGACGGUUCGGCUGCCGCCGCUGCCGCUGCCGCCGCCGCCGCCACCUCGCUGCUCGACGCAGCUAGUCUCUUCGCCUACUGGCCCAGAGGCGACUCAGCCGCCGCUGCCGCCGCCGCCGCUUCAGGGGGCGCGGCGUGGUGGACGAUGGCGUCUCACCUGGCGGCGCAGGACUAUCUGGCGCGGCUGCAGGCCGUGGCCGGAGCGUCGGCGGCCGGCACGCUGCCCUUCGGCGGGCUGGGCCCG